Messenger RNA from Serpula lacrymans var. lacrymans S7.9, 285 nucleotides. RefSeq lists its product as uncharacterized. The record is from RefSeq and is a predicted model, not a curated record. Lineage: Eukaryota; Fungi; Basidiomycota; Agaricomycetes; Boletales; Serpulaceae. The transcript has 3 exons. The coding region runs from base 1 to 285 and encodes 94 amino acids.
AUGCCCACAAGGCCGCCCCGUAGUGACAUUCAAGCAAACAGAACUGGAAAAAAGAAGAAAAACUUGCUAGCAAGGUUUGCUAAUGUUGUUGCAGAACCAACUUCUGAUUCAUCCAGCGACACUUCUGGUUCUACAGAAGAGUCAUUGCCAGUGCAAGACAGUAACAUACUUUUGAUUCCUGUACUAGCAGAGAACGCAAAUCUCGAGGACUAUAAAGAGACAUUGCAAGAAACACAACUUAGUCUAGCUACUGCACGACAACAGAUUAGGACCCUGUUGAUUUAA